Molecule: messenger RNA, 1461 nt
Organism: Eimeria acervulina
Lineage: Eukaryota; Apicomplexa; Conoidasida; Eucoccidiorida; Eimeriidae
Product: AGC kinase, putative
Exons: 3
Coding region: 1-1461 (486 amino acids)
Biological process (GO): intracellular signal transduction; peptidyl-serine phosphorylation
Molecular function (GO): protein serine/threonine kinase activity; ATP binding
Source: RefSeq, a predicted model, not a curated record
AUGCGUCUAAACAAAGUCGCCGAUGUGCGCAUGGAGCGCCACGCGAUGCUCCGUUUGAAUGAUCCGGGACACCCCAAUGUUGUUCGUUUGUUAGAGACAUUCAAAGAUGAAUUCAGAGUUUGCUUCCUCUACGAGCUAGCCAAAGGAGGAGAAGUCUGGGAACGAGUAAAGUUUGCAGGUUUAAUGAACAGAGAAUGGGCGCGACAAUUAAUAUUACAGCUCGUAGAUGCUUUAGAGUAUAUACACUCCAAAAAUAUCGUUCAUAGAGACCUUAAGGUGAAGUCGGGUGUAAUAGAAUUUCCUCCUGACUUUGACCCCUUAGCGAGGGACUUAGUGUUGCGUUUAUUAGCGGUGAAUCCAUGUGAAAGAUUGGGGGCUAAUGGGUUUAAAGAGAUACGACAGCAUCCUUACUUUGCUGCUGCUGCUGCUGCUGCUGCUGGGGAUCCCGUGCUGCAGCUGAAGCUGCUGCAGCAGUACCAACAACGGAUGCAAAAGCAAAAGCAGCAGCAACAAGAACAGCAGCAAGAACAGCACCAGCAGCAAGAGGAGCAGCAGGAGGACCUACAGGAUCAGCAGCAAGAGCAGCAGCAAGAGCAAGAGGUGCUGCAGCAGCUGCAGCGGCAGCAGCAACAGCAGCAGCAAAUGCAUCAGAAGGGGAGGCUGUUCCCACCUCUUCAGGAGCUGUGCAUGCGCAGCAUUUUAAAAAGGUUUCAUUUGCUGCUUUUACAUACAAUGGAGAAGGCAAGGCAACAAAAAUAUAAUCUUCAGCAAACAGCAGCAACAGAACAAGAACAGCAGCAGCAGCAGCAGCAGCAGCAGCAGCAACAGCAGCAGCAGCAACAGCAGCAGCAGUCCAAUACAGACACCCCAUACAAGGCAGAAGCAAACACAAAGCGAACAGAAAAUAUAAAUAUAUGCUCCCCAGAUGCAUGCAGCAGCAGCUCAUGUUGCUGCAGCAGCAAUAACUGCAACAGCUGCAGCAGCAGCAGCAGCAGCAGCAACUGCAGCAGCAGCAGCAGCGCUCCAAAGGAGGCCUCUAUUCGAAGUUACGGAUGCAAGAUCUGCGAAAGCAACAACAGCAACAGCAGCAGCAGCAGCAGCAGCACAUCCAGCAGCAGCAGCAGCAGCAGCAGCAGCAAAUGUGCGUUUGGGGGCUUUGCGUGUCAAGAAGAGCUGCUUGAUGUAGUGGUGCCACGAAAGGUGCGUAUACAGCAGAAAGAAGAAAAUAAUUAUAAUUUAAACUUUCUUUUAGAGAGAUUAAACUUUUGUUUAAAAUCAGAAGAUAAACAAUUUACUCGUGAAUGCGCUCUAGCAGAUGCCUGGGAUAGCAAGCAUGCAGCACAGCAGCAGCAGCAGCAGCAGCAGCAGGAGACAGAUUCAGCAGCAGAAGAAGAUGAAGAAAAGGAAGAAGAAAAAGACGAAGGCCGCAGUGAAGAUCAGACAGACAAAAACAUUAAAUAA